Theileria orientalis strain Shintoku is the source of this 846-nucleotide messenger RNA. RefSeq lists its product as hypothetical. Lineage: Eukaryota; Apicomplexa; Aconoidasida; Piroplasmida; Theileriidae. Bases 1 to 846 code for a protein of 281 amino acids. The transcript has 4 exons. The record is from RefSeq and is a predicted model, not a curated record.
AUGCCAAAUCGGACCCGGAGGCAUAUCACAACUAUAACUUAUCCUAGGCGAGUAUCUAAAGACACACCUGAAGAUGAAUUGCCUCCAAAUAGUUUACUUUCCGUGGAUGACUUCGAGGGAGAGAACGACCUUAUAGCAACCAGAGACAACCUCGUUGGAGUAUGUCUGGUAGUCGCACUGAACACCGUAAUUCUAAUGCUAGUGAUGUGGCAGACUUCAAGACUUUUUUCAAAGGUAGGUUCCAGCCGAUUGGGUUUUGCAAAAAAGUACAUGAAUGGAGGCGGCUGGUGGAUAUUGCUUAGUGCCUUGAUAGGAAACGGCCUGGGUUGUUUCGUAGGAUACAUGCUGAAUUACUCUGUUCUGGCUCUUGGAUUCAGUUUCAUGAUUCUUGCAGUCUCAUUUUUACUCGUUGGCUCCAGGGCCAUGAUCAUUGGUGGUAUUAGUGGAGCCCAAAUAGGCGCAAUAUUAGGUGUUAUCAGGGGUGGCUCCAUGAGUUCUACUAUCGUUCACACUAUUUUUUGUUUUUGUGCCGGCUUUGCAAUCGGAUACUUUCCAAUCUUCCCAUAUAUUAAGAUAAACUCAAGAUACAUCGAUAAAUCUCUCAAGUAUAGAAGUCCGACACCAUCGAAUCUCAAUUCAAGGCUUGAUUCUCUUAAUCCUAAUAUUUCCUCAGCAUACUCUAAUUCCCUUUUUAUUGCCUACAUGGUAUAUCUACCUUGUCCAAUAAUUAGAACAUUUUUACUUUAUCUACCCUGUAACUUCCAUCUGCCACGUAAAUGCCAAACAUACUGUACCCGUUUUUGUAACAUACAACUGGUAUCCAUACUGUACCUACUGUUCUUAUAA